This is a messenger RNA of Pleurotus ostreatus (oyster mushroom), 1125 nucleotides long. RefSeq lists its product as uncharacterized. Bases 1 to 1125 code for a protein of 374 amino acids. The record is from RefSeq and is a predicted model, not a curated record. NCBI's taxonomy places the organism in Eukaryota, Fungi, Basidiomycota, Agaricomycetes, Agaricales, Pleurotaceae. The transcript is spliced from 7 exons. Gene Ontology annotation, molecular function: DNA binding; DNA-binding transcription factor activity, RNA polymerase II-specific; zinc ion binding. Gene Ontology annotation, biological process: regulation of DNA-templated transcription; DNA-templated transcription.
AUGGAGGACUCUUUCCAAUUCAUCAUCGAAUCCCCUCAGCACAACCAGGGUCACAAAAAGCGUCCGCGUCUCGUCACUUCCUGCGACAAUUGCCGUCUCAAGAAGAUAAAGUGUCUCCAGCCCUCGCCAGAGUCAAAGUGCGAGGCAUGCAAGACGGCCAAGAUCCCUUGCAAGUUCAAGGAUCGCGAACGCUACUUCGCAGAGCGCAGUCGGGCCAUAGCAGGCUCCAAUGUACCUUCAUCAUAUGGGGAUGAACGAAGAUCUAGUAGUAAUCCCGCCCUGGACGCCUUCUCAGUGGCUUCGAGUUCAUCGAGCCCCGCAUCGUCGCACUCGGGACCCAGGUCGACUUCGCAUUCACCAAAGGCGAGCGGCGUGGUUUGUGCAGAUGGCAGCGACUAUAACAGCCGCUACCCGUCUUACCCUCCGGAUCCCCGCCGCGCGACCAGUCCGACAUCUCGCCACACCCCGUCCUCGUCGAUAUCGUCCUAUCACAGCAAUACACGCGGUGACUCCAUGGGAUACAACUUUAUUCCAGCUGGCCCGGCCCAGCUAUUGCAAAGCACACAUCAAGCACGAUCCCCCUCAUAUUCUUCACGAGCCCUGCAUCUCUAUGACUCGGACCAAUCCCAACGGCCGCACCCCGAUUUAAUGCCUCACUUCAUCCAGUUGUUCUUUGAGCAGUUGGGAUCGGAGUUUCCCUUCCUGAACUAUCAGGAGAUCCUCGCUGAGUUCUGGGAAGGGACACUACCGCCGCUUCUUGCAAAUUGCAUAGCAGCUUUGUCAGCGCGGUACUCUAAUCUCCCCGACCUCGCCGUCAGGGGUCUGCAUAAUGUGUCCGAGUCUUAUUCGGAAACCGCUAAAAGUAUAUUGACCGCCGUUGCUCAUCUCCCAAACAUGGACACACUCCACGCUCUGAUGCUGGUCUCAUGGCUAGAGUACAAGAACAAUAGAAUUUCCAGUUUCAAAGUUUAUUGUCAAAUGGCAAUGAGCAUGGCUAUCGACCUCGGCCUUUCUGAUCAACACACAAUACAAAUGAACCCUAGUGAGGUUGAACGCAAUCGCAGACGGUCUACGUGGGCGAACAUCGUCCAAUUACACUUAACGGCUUCAUCGGUUCGCGCCUAG